This is a messenger RNA of Ectocarpus siliculosus, 468 nucleotides long. Lineage: Eukaryota; Phaeophyceae; Ectocarpales; Ectocarpaceae. The record is from the annotation of a GenBank genome assembly.
AUGCCGGGGGGAAUUUCAGGGCCGGGGAAACAGGACACCGACGGGGGUGCAGUUCCCGAGCGAGGGGCGGGCGAAGACGCAGCGGGAGGCGGGGGGAAGUCCUUCGUGGGGCUGAUGGGAGAGGACGACAGCGGGACGUGGGUCGAGUCGCAGAACGUCGACGGCCUCGAGAUCCUCGUCAAGGACGACCUCAGGCUGUGGCCGGACCGCCUGUGGGUCAACGACCGCGGCUUCGACCGCCAGGGGAACUUCGUCUACGGGAACCAGCGCGACGUGCCCUACAAGAUGAGGAGGGUCACCGCCGGGGGACCCCUGGAGUGGACCCUGGGCGCGCGGCAUCGGACCGAGAAAACGUACGCCGAAAGAAUGUCCGCCAUCGGGGUGACCCCGGGGCAGCGGCUAGGACCUCCCGUUCGCAUCGCCGCGCCGGCCGGCACGGGCGGCACCGGCGGCGGCGGCGGCGGCUAA